AUGAACGGAAUCUCGGUCGACAUUAACCACCUCAAGAAAGGGGAGGUUAAUCUUGGGACCUCGAUUAUGGCUGUGAAAUUCAAAGAUGGUGUUGUUCUUGGAGCUGACUCUCGCACCACAACCGGGGCGUACAUUGCCAACAGGGUCACCGAUAAGUUGACCCAAAUUCACGACACAAUUUAUUGUUGUCGACUGGGUUCUGCAGCUGAUACUCAAGCAAUUGCUGAUAUUGUGAAAUAUUACCUUCAAAUUUACUCUGUCCAGUUGCCUUACGGUGAAAAACCCACCACCGAAGUUGCUGCCAAUGUAUUCCAAGAAAUGUGCUAUAACAACAAAGAUAAUCUUACUGCUGGCAUCAUUUGCGCUGGGUACGAUGAUAAAAACGGUGGAUCUGUUUACCAGAUCCCCUUGGGGGGUCUGAUCCACAAGCUGGAUUAUGCCAUAGCUGGGUCAGGGUCUACGUUCAUCUAUGGUUGGUGUAACGAAAAUUUCAAACAAGACAUGGAAAAGGACGAGACCGUGACGUUCAUCAAGACUGCUUUACUGGAGGCGAUCAAGUGGGACGGCUCUUCGGGUGGUGUGAUUCGCAUAGUUAUCUUGACCAAACUGGGUGUGGAGAGACUCAUUUUUUACCCCGAUGAAUAUCAAAAGUAA
This is a messenger RNA of Diutina rugosa, 654 nucleotides long. RefSeq names its product proteasome core particle subunit beta 1 (gene PRE3). Gene Ontology annotation, molecular function: threonine-type endopeptidase activity. The transcript has a single exon. Gene Ontology annotation, cellular component: proteasome core complex. The record is from RefSeq and is a predicted model, not a curated record. The coding region runs from base 1 to 654 and encodes 217 amino acids. Lineage: Eukaryota; Fungi; Ascomycota; Pichiomycetes; Serinales; Debaryomycetaceae.